AUGAGCGGCGACGACGGCGGCGCCCCCGUCCCGCCAGUGCCCGAGGCGCAGACGGGGAGCAAGCCCAAACGUGUGCGCACCGGCUGCCUGACCUGCCGCGAGCGCCACCUCAAGUGCGACGAGGCCCUGCCGCACUGCCAGAACUGCCGCAAGUCGAAUCGCAUGUGCAAGCGCGGCAUCCGCCUCAACUUCAUCGACACCACCGUCCAGGCCCCGCCCGUCCUGUUGACCUCGCAGGACUGGAACGUCAGCUUCCUCGACGAGUCGCGCGACAUUGCUUCCGAGUACAAAGGCGGGCUGAGCAAGUAUGGCGCCCUCGGGGUCCAGGUCACUGCGCAUGCCAUUAACGGCCUAUCGUUGGACUUCCCUCCCGGCCCUCCACCCCCGCCCGAGCUGUCGCACCAGCCUUUGCCGCCCAUCCAGGGCAUGUUGCCCGACAUGUAUACCGACGACCAUCAGAACGUCAUGUACGAUGUGCCGCAGCCGGCGCAGCCGCAGCACAUCCAGCCGCACGCCGACAUGACCUUUUCGGCGUCGAAUUCGAUACAGGGCGCGCCGUCGUACAACAGCCACGAAUCCACGGCCUCUCCGCCGGCACAACGACGAGAUUUCUUAAAUGACCCGGAGGAGGUGCUUUUUAUGCAGGUCUUUGUCGAAGAAGUGGGCUUGUGGAUGGACAGUAUGGACCCACAAAAACAUUUCUCGAGGCUAUUGCCUUUCCACGCGCUCAGUAAACCCAUGUUGUUGAAUGCAUUCUUGGCUUGUGGAGCGCGGCAUCUGUCCCUCGUCAACGUGCGAUACACCGAGGACAAAGCACUGCAUUACUACGACACCGCCACGCGCCAUCUGCUCAAUUCGCUGCAGAACCCGAACCGAGACCCCGUGUUAUGUGCCACGACCGCCGUCAUCCUUAACGUUUACGAGAUCAUGUGCGAGCGUGCUCUGCAGCGAAUGAACCACAUCGCCGGGGCGCGCGCCCUCAUCAAAGAGUGUGGAUGGAACGCCAAAUCGACAGGCAUCGGCGCGGCGUGUUUCUGGCUAAAUGUGGGCAUGGAGCUGCUCAGCUGCCUGCACUUCAACUGGCAGGUGGCCUGGGACCCCGACGAGUGGGGCGUCGACAUGGACUUUGGGCGCGAGACGGAGACGGGCAAGGAGGAGGUGUGGACGUAUCGCAUCGUCUACAUUGUGGCGAAAAUCGCAAACUUCCGCGCCUCGAUCCCGCGCAAGGCGGCAGGGUCGCCGCGUGACGAGCAGAUCCGGCUGCAGAAGCGCUACGCCGAGUGGCAGCAGCUGAAGGGCUGGGCCGACGCCUGGAACGAGAGCAUCCCGCUGACGAUGCACCCCAUGGGCUACCUGUACCCGUAUCAGACGGCGUCGCAGUCGGCCUUUCCCGAGGUGUGGCUCAUCAAGCGGGCGACGAUCGUCGCGCGGCUGUUUUACCACACGGCCAUGUGUCUGCUGGCGCAGACGAACCCGAUCAUGUCCAAGGACGUGGACGAAAUGAAGGACUUGUUGCGGGCGCAUUCGCAGCAGAUCUGCGGAAUCGUGGCGCACGUCAAGGACCGCGGCGUCGCAAGCGUAGCCAUCCGCUCCCUCUCCAUCGCCGCCGAGUGCCUCACCACCCGCCGCGAGCAAGACGAAGUCCUGCAGAUCCUCGACAAAAUCCGGCAGGAAACGGGCUGGCGCGUCGGCUUCAUCAACGCCGAGCUCAAAAAGGCGUGGGGCUGGCCCGAGGAUCCCGCGCCGCAGCAGCUGCCCACGCCCACAAUGCAGCACCAGCAGCACGCUGCGGUGCCGCAAUCGCAGCAACAGCAGCAGGCACAACAGCAGCAGCACGCAGUAGCGGCCGUCGCAGCCGCCGCCGCCGCUUCCGCGCCCCCGCUCGCCUACGCCCCCGCUACAGUGCAGCCGCAAGCAACAACGCUGCAGCCGAUGAGCACGGUGCUGGCGCCCGCGCUCGCGCCCACGACCGUCGCGCCCGCUGCUCCUGUUCCUGCUGUCGCAGCAGCAGCCCCAUCGGCCGCAGGCCCGCAGGCGCAGACGAACGCGAGCACUACUGGCGCACCUGCAGCAGCAGCUGCUGCUGCGCCGCCCCGCUCUCGCCUCCCCCAGGGCAUUCUCAACCCUAUGCUUGCGGCGGCGGAUUUCUCGAUGCCUCAGCAUCCGUAUCAGAGUUAUUAUGUGGCGCCGAAUACAAUUGGGGGCGGGUUGGGGGGCGGGGGGUUUUAUUAG
This is a messenger RNA of Aplosporella prunicola CBS 121167, 2232 nucleotides long. RefSeq lists its product as uncharacterized. NCBI's taxonomy places the organism in Eukaryota, Fungi, Ascomycota, Dothideomycetes, Botryosphaeriales, Aplosporellaceae. Gene Ontology annotation, biological process: positive regulation of transcription by RNA polymerase II. Gene Ontology annotation, cellular component: nucleus. The coding region runs from base 1 to 2232 and encodes 743 amino acids. The transcript is spliced from 3 exons. Gene Ontology annotation, molecular function: zinc ion binding; DNA-binding transcription factor activity, RNA polymerase II-specific; transcription cis-regulatory region binding. The record is from RefSeq and is a predicted model, not a curated record.